AUUCAGUAUGGCAUGUGUGCAGCAGUGGGGAGCACACGCGCACCUCGCAGCGUUUUACGUGUUCGCGCGCUACUUGGACCUGGCUAAGCGAAUUGCCAAUAUCCAGUAUAUUUUCGUGCGAAAAGACUUGAUGCCGGGCAUGAAUUUGUCCUUGCUGGGCUAUGUGAUGUCGCUGCGACUUCUCGCUACAGCCGUGGUUGAGCUCAAGCGCGUGCGGGGCCACUUCAAGCUGGAGCAGAAGCAGCGCCAACAAGAGGCCAGGGCACCAGCAGGCAGUUCUGAGAAGCCAUUUCCUCACUCGGACAGAGUACCCACGUCUCUUUCAUUUGUGAGUACGAGCACUGGAUCCUCGCCGGAAUCGGAACGUACGAGUGGUGGAGGUCGCCGGCAAUCCCGUCGUAAAUGCGCGCUUUGUCUGGGUGAGCGAGUAUCCCCCGCUGCCACCCCUUGUGGUCAUGUUUUCUGCUGGGAGUGCAUCGUGGGUUGGUGCCAGAAGAACAAAGCUGAGUGCCCGCUUUGCCGCCAAGAGACUCACCCUCAGCAGAUUAAGUGUGUUUAUAACUACGUUUGAUCUACACGGUGGUGCCCUUGAAUAAAAACACAUCAAUGCAGUAUCG
Molecule: messenger RNA, 617 nt
Organism: Phytophthora sojae
Lineage: Eukaryota; Oomycota; Peronosporomycetes; Peronosporales; Peronosporaceae
Exons: 1
Coding region: 8-571 (187 amino acids)
Biological process (GO): protein import into peroxisome matrix
Cellular component (GO): peroxisomal membrane
Molecular function (GO): zinc ion binding
Source: RefSeq, a predicted model, not a curated record